UGUCCGGCUCCGGGCUCCCAUUGUCUCCGCAGCUGCAGCCUGGUCCAGCAACCCUGCUUGGUGUUCAAUUUUCGGAGGUCGUGCUCUUUCUCUGGCCGAUAGAUCGGUCCCGCGGCCGAGAACCGGAUCCUGGAGUUCCGUCGGCUCUUCUUCCUCCCUAGGACCCACUUUGCUGUCCCAGAGAGACUGCAGCUAUGUCUGCGCUGCGACCUCUCCUGCUUCUGCUACUACCUCUCUGUCCCGGUCCUGGACCAGGACCAGGGAGCGAGGCAAAGGUCACCAGGAGUUGUGCAGAGACCCGGCAGGUGCUGGGGGCCCGGGGAUAUAGCUUAAACCUAAUCCCUCCCGCCCUCAUCUCAGGAGAGCACCUCCAGUUCUGUCCCCAGGAGUACACCUGCUGUUCCAGUGAGACCGAGCAGAAGCUGAUCAGAGAGACUGAGGCCGUCUUCCGGGGCCUGGUGGAAGACAGCGGCUCCUUCCUGGUUCACACACUGGCUGCCCGGCACAGAAAGUUUAAUGAGUUUUUUCGGGAGAUGCUUUCUGUAUCCCAGCAAUCCUUGGCCCAGCUCUUCUCGCACUCCUAUGGCCGCCUGUAUUCCCAGCACGCCCUCAUCUUCAACGGCCUGUUCUCUCGCCUGCGGGACUACUAUGAGAAGUCUGGUGAGGGGCUAGAUGACACCUUGUCGGAUUUCUGGGCGCAGCUCCUGGAGAGAGCGUUCCCCCUGCUCCAUCCACAGUACAGCUUCCCCCCUGACUUCCUGCUCUGCCUCACACGCCUCACCUCGACUACUGAUGGCUCUCUACAGCCCUUUGGGGACUCACCCCGUCGCCUCCGCCUACAGAUAACCCGGGCCCUCGUGGCUGCCAGGGCCUUUGUCCAGGGCCUGGAAACUGGAAGAAGUGUGGUCAGUGAAACGCUGAAGGUGCCUGUGUCUGAAGGCUGCCGGCAGGCUCUGAUGCGUCUGAUUGGCUGCCCCCUUUGCCGGGGAGUUCCCUCACUUAUGCCCUGCAGAGGCUUCUGCCUCAAUGUGGCCCAUGGCUGUCUCAGCAGCAAGGGACUGGAACCUGACUGGGGCAGCUAUCUGGAUGGUCUCUUGCUCCUGGCUGAGAAGCUCCAGGGGCCCUUUUCCUUUGAGCUGGCUGCUGAGUCCAUUGGGGUGAAGAUCUCAGAGGGUUUGAUGUAUCUGCAGGAAAACAGCGUGAAGGUGUCAGCAAAGGCGUUUCAGGAAUGCGGGACACCCCACCCGGUGCCCGCCCGCCACCGCAGAGCGCCAGCGCCACGGGAAGAGGCGGGCUGGCAGUGGAGGCGCCGCCGGCGGCUGCAGCUCCGAGCGGCUACGGCCAGAAUGAGGGCCGCGUCGCUGGGACAGGACCUGGAUAUGCACGAUGCAGAUGAGGAUGCUAGUGGCUCUGGAGGGGGACAGCAGUACGCUGACGACUGGAAGGCUGGGGCAGCACCGGUGAUACCCCCAGCCCGGCCUCCAAGGCCUCCUCGCCCUCCUCGCAGGGAAGGUCCAGUGGGCAAAGGAGGUGUCGGCCCACGUUACAACCAGGGCAGGAGCAGGAGUGGGGGGACAUUCGUUGCUCCUCAUACCCCACCCAUCUUCAUUCUCUUCUUUUCAGCCCUGGCUCUGCUUGGACCUCGAUAACAUGGGAAGGGUGCCCUAGCAUCAGAAGGAAUAACGGGCCCUUCAUGUCCUCUCUUCAGCUGGGUCUGGGGAGGGAGAAGUUGAAAGGGCUUCAGAGAGGGUGGAAAAGGGACUUGCAGGUGAAUGGCUGGGGCCCCAAAUUCCAGGAGAUUCCCAUCAGUGGGUUGGGGGGGUGUUCACAAUAUUUAUUUUUUCAUUUGGCCUUUGGGGAGGAGGUGCUGCGGUAUUUAUUUUAGGAAGGAAGGAAGGAAGAAAGGAAGGAAGGAAAGUCUUAGCCCUCCAAAGUUGAGGGCUUGUCAUCAGCUCCAAUAAGGGGAAAGGGGGUGUUUU
This is a messenger RNA of Fukomys damarensis (Damara mole-rat), 1979 nucleotides long. It is a transcript of the gene Gpc2, whose product is annotated as glypican 2. Gene Ontology annotation, biological process: regulation of signal transduction; regulation of protein localization to membrane; smoothened signaling pathway. The record is from RefSeq and is a predicted model, not a curated record. Gene Ontology annotation, cellular component: extracellular region; plasma membrane; synapse. The transcript has 9 exons. NCBI's taxonomy places the organism in Eukaryota, Metazoa, Chordata, Mammalia, Rodentia, Bathyergidae. Bases 195 to 1649 code for a protein of 484 amino acids.